Molecule: messenger RNA, 3323 nt
Organism: Ruditapes philippinarum (Manila clam)
Lineage: Eukaryota; Metazoa; Mollusca; Bivalvia; Venerida; Veneridae
Exons: 9
Coding region: 253-2655 (800 amino acids)
Source: RefSeq, a predicted model, not a curated record
CAUGACGCGUAAGUUGCAGUGAAUUCUAAAGCGAAAGUGCACAUUUAGAAAGAACAAUAUAUUACUUUGCAACACUUUAUUUCUUAUGUCUACAAUUGUAAAAAUAUGCUGAAAAUUGGUUUACGGAUUAACACUACUCUGAACACAUCGUUAAAGGCCUGAUCGACGGACUUUUUCAAUAAAGUAAUAAUGAUAAAAGGAAAUCAUAGUUAAACAAGGUUUACCGGUGUCUGAUCCGUUACGAAAGGUUGCAUGAGAAAGAUGGCAGACAAAUAUUAUAGACUUGUUUGCUUUGUGGUAGAUAUUUGUGCUGACGUAUUAAGGAAAUAUUUCGUCAAACUUGCAAAAACUGAUGCAGGGAACACUUAUACAUCAGUCGAUGCAUACUUAUCUCACAAAAAGAGGGAUGUGAUGAGAUUAUUUAAUAACAAGCAGCUCAGGAGAGAUCAGUAUGAUUUAUUGUAUCCUGGUAACGGCACCGCUGAUGAAAACCAAUGGGACGUCUCAAUACUGGUAACUUUGAUAAAAGAACUUUUUGCCAGGCGUCUGCAGCCCCUUGUUAACGUCGCGUUGGAAAUUGAAAUUCGAGGGAUUCGAAAUGAGUUGCAGCAUCACCCAAAUACUGGCAAUAUUUCAGAUGAUGACUUCGAUGAUUAUUGGGGGCGAUUGGACUCUUCUGUUAGGCUUAUAGCAAUGAAUGCGCUUGAUACAAAUGAUCAAGCAUCCUUACUAGAUAAAAUAAAUCAGGUAAAAUGUAAUCAUCUACCAAAUCUCGGUGAUUGUUUACGUAUUUGGCAUGAAGAAACCUCUAAGCAGUUGUUAAACACUAUGAAUGAAGUGCAUGCAAAUGCCGAAGAAUCAACAUCCAUUCUCAGACAAGUGACGGUCCAAAAACCAGGACAUUCAGGGGACAAAAAUAAAAGAAUAAAAGUUGCUGAUGAUAUUCUGGCACGGCUUCAAGCGGGGUUUGAGUCAACGAUGAAAGAACUAUCAGACGAUUUCAACCCACCAAGUGAAGUGACAGACAUUCGAGCUAAACUAAGAGAUUGCCAUCACGUGCUUGUAACCGGAUGCAACAAUAGCCGUUACUUUGAGACCGCUCUUGCAGCAAUAAAGGGGAUGGACUAUAAUUACAAACGAUGUGUAGAAAUGCACACAUCGUCUGAUUGGCGUCACAUUGAUCCUGAAGAUGUUGACUUGGUUGUAUGUAGAGAUCCAUUUGGAAGAAUUUCCUAUGAUAACAGCAAAGCUAAAGCCAUGGAUGAUAUAUUUAAAAGCAUGAUGCAUUCAACAAAGAGAGAUAAUGGCGAUAAAGCCUUGGAUAUUGUCAUAGUAACAGACCUGAAUAUAUUAGAAGAGUGCAAAUUGCAUUAUGACCAUGAACUCUUAGACGAGGUGGUGAAGGUGUUUACUGACACAAGUUCAACACAACCGGCUGAUCUUACAAUAGGAUGUAGAGGCCAAGGACAAUACGCACAAUCGUCUUCGCUGCCAGUAACCAGAAAUAAUUUGGGAGCUAUGACGGAAUAUUUCCUGAGGGUUUAUAAGAUAUACAGUUGUCAAGUAGAUGAUGAGAUACUUAAAAAAGCAAAGAAAUGUUUUCAAAAAUAUAAGGCUAUAGUACUAACAGGGCUAAAGAAAUGUGGUAAAACUUCAAUAGCUGUUGCAUUGGCGUCUUCCUAUAAGGAACAGGAAUGUUUACUUCUGAAGAAACCACACGAUAUUGACAAAAUUGACUUCCCAAACAUCUGCUUAGUGAUCAUUGAUGAGUUUGCUGGGAAAUAUCGUUAUGAGGAGAAUGAAGCGUACGAAUGGUACAACAUGUUUGACCACCUGUACAAUGCCGUUAUAGCUGGACAGAUGAACGUGAUAAUAACGUGUGAAAAGGGUAAACUAGACAAAUGUAUCAACGAAAUUGGACGGCAUGCCAUUCUUGACCACGUGGUGGAUGUAACUUUACAAGAAGAUGUCGUUAAAUUAGAAGUACCUGAACAAUAUGGACAUGUGUCUGGACAGAUAGUUACUAAAGAUCAUUCUAUAGGCACCAUAUCAAAUUCAACACAGACUUAUAACUACACAUCAUCAUUGUUAGCGGACAGAACACAACGGCCAAUCUUGCCAGUUUCUACAGAAAAUACUUCACUUUUAGGUAGAGCACAAAUGGAAGGACUAGAAUAUGGACAUGUGUCUGGACAGUUACUCAAUACAGACCAUUCUAUAGGCCCCAUAUCAAAUACCACACAGUCUAAGAACUACACAACACCAUGGUCAGUGAUACCGUCACAAAGGCCAAUCUUGAUGUCAAGUCAUGACAGAAUUUCUUUAGGAAAUACCUCACUUUUACAGUUACGUCAUGACAGGAUUCCACUUUCUACAGGAAAUACCUCACUUUUACAGUCAAGUCAUGACAGGAUUCCACUUUCUACAGGAAAUAUUUCAUUUAUUGGUAGAACACAAAUGGAAGGUUUGUCUUACAUGAAUUGUCAUCAAUAUAAAUAUAAUUCCUAUCGCAUAGUACUUAUUAUUAUUAGCUACUAUUAUUCCUCGAGGAAGGCAGCGGAGUAUAACUUUGGCGUUUAUCUUUCCAUCUGGCAGACUGUUCGUCUAAUAGUCUCCUAUUUCUUACACUUAAUCAUAACGCUACAGCUAGUUUAAAUAUUUUUAAGUAGUAACAUUCUAUUGAGGAAAAGUGCAAUGUGAAGUAGCUCUUAUGUUUCAUUUCAUAGUACUUAAAGUAUCUCGUUAUAUUUUUAAACCAUACUGCAGUACAUUUAACUCUUUAAGUAUUUAGAUACUAACGUUAACUAUAAAACGUUCAUAUAAGUCAUUAUAGUUAAGAACUGUAGCUCUUCUCCCCAUAACGUUUGCGCCAUUUGUCCUUCGUGUCCUAAAUCUUGUUGUCAUUCAAAUUAUUUCCGUUAUCAAUAAGAACAGCAUAGUGUACAGAUGACAUUGGAAGAUACAGAUUGUGAGAUUUUUCCAUCUGGCUGUAUAAGUAGUUCUUGGUUAUGUAAUCAUAUAUAAUCAAACUCUGAUUCUGUUUUGUUUUUUACCUAGGGUCCUUUGUAGUUUAUCAUAAGAGAUUUUAACAUACAUUGGAACUCUUUUGUAUGUCUUUAAGGAAAAGUUUUACAUCAAAUUUUAUCUAAAAACGCAUGUUUCUUUAUUAAUUACUCCAAUUAAACAGUGACAAACACUUACAUAUAGCCCUUUAUUAGAUAAAUAUUGACUUACUUUGUUAUAGUGAUUUAUUUGUCGAUAUAAAAGCAUAUUGGUCAUGAAGUUAAUGAAAUUAUAAUCCAGAGAGUAAUUAAUUUAAUGUU